GGAUGAGCACCGGGGGGGGAUAAAAGGCGGCUGCGGGGCCGGGGAGCGGCGGAGCCGCGGCCAUGAGCGGGCUCUCGGCGCUGCGGGAGGGCUACGAGCGCUUCGACCCCCGCGCGUACCUGGCCAACAACUACGGCCCCCCCCGCGCUGACUUCACCUCCGAGGAGUUCGUGGUGCCCUGGAAGCUGCGGUGCCUCGCCGAGACCUUCGGCACCGGUGAGAUCCAUGGGCGGACGCUGAUCGACGUGGGCUCGGGUCCCACCAUUUACCAACUGCUCAGCGCCUGCGACCACUUCGAGGAGAUCGUGGCCACCGAUUACCUGGCGGUGAACCGGGAGGAGCUGCGGCGCUGGGCGCGGGGGGACCCCGGCACCUUCGACUGGAGCCCCUUCAUCCAGCACGUCUGCAAGAUCGAGGGGCGCGGGGAGCCCUGGCAGGACAAGCAGCGGCGGCUCCGCUCCCGCUUGCGGCGGAUCCUCCCCAUCGACGUUCACCGCCGGGACCCGCUGGGGGCCCCGCUGCAGCCGCGGGCGGACGCGCUCCUCUCCGCCUUCUGCCUGGAGGCCGUGAGCCCGGACCGCGCCGCCUUCACCCGGGCGCUCACGAACGCGGCCUCGCUGCUGCGGCCCGGGGGCCACGCGGUGCUGCUGGGGGCCCUCGGGGAGUCCUUUUACGUGGCGGGGCCGGCGCGGCUCCCGGUGCUGCCGCUGGGAGAGGGCGACGUCCGCAGGGCCCUGAGCGGGGCCGGCUUCGAGCUGCGGCAGCUCCGCUCCUACGCGAUGCCCCCGGCGCUGAGGACCGGGGUGGACGACGUCGAGGGCGUCUUCUUCGCCCAUGCACAGAAGGUGGGGGAAGAAUGAGGGGGCCCCAGUGCCCCCCAGCA
Messenger RNA from Neopsephotus bourkii (Bourke's parrot), 883 nucleotides. RefSeq names its product phenylethanolamine N-methyltransferase (gene PNMT). NCBI's taxonomy places the organism in Eukaryota, Metazoa, Chordata, Aves, Psittaciformes, Psittacidae. Gene Ontology annotation, cellular component: cytosol. Gene Ontology annotation, molecular function: phenylethanolamine N-methyltransferase activity. The transcript has 4 exons. The coding region runs from base 63 to 860 and encodes 265 amino acids. The record is from RefSeq and is a predicted model, not a curated record.